This is a messenger RNA of Tricharina praecox, 1274 nucleotides long. Its product is annotated as TB2/DP1, HVA22 family-domain-containing protein. The coding region runs from base 221 to 1183 and encodes 320 amino acids. NCBI's taxonomy places the organism in Eukaryota, Fungi, Ascomycota, Pezizomycetes, Pezizales, Pyronemataceae. The transcript has 3 exons. The record is from RefSeq and is a predicted model, not a curated record.
CUCCCCCCCCAGUCACCUGCGCCACUACCCCCCCACCCCGCCUUAAAACCAUAAGCUCCACCGCAACAAAGCUCCCAGCUCUACCUCAGUAGCUCCUUCCUUCCGCCUUAUCAGCCACCUCGCCCCCUCGUAGCAUCAUACCGAACUCCCCUCAGUAAUCGGACUCGCCGAAUCACUCCACUCUCCAUCAAAAUCCCAUCACUCCAUCAUCGUCAUCACCAUGUUCGAUCUGUUCGCUAAGCUCCUCUGUUCCGUCGCGACCUUUGCAUUCCCCAUCUUUGCGUCCUACAAAGCCCUCAAAGCGAACGACCCGGCCCAGCUGACGCCAUGGCUGAUGUACUGGGUGGUGCUCGCCUGCGUUCUCUGCGUUGAGUCGUGGGUAGGCUGGGCCAUCUCUUGGUUUCCCUUCUACCAAGACGUCCGCGCCUGCUUCAUGCUUUGGCUCGUCCUGCCGCAGACCCAGGGCGCGACUAAGCUCUACUUCGAAUACGUGCACCCGACCCUGACCAAGCACGAAGGCGAUAUCGAAGAGUUCAUCUCGCGCGUGCACGACCAAGCGAAGGCCGUCGGCGCCGAAUACAUCCAGCGGAUGAUCGAAGUCGCGAAGCAGGUCAUCUUCGGUGGGCUCCCCCACGCCGAGGCGAUGGACCAGCGCCCAUCCACCCCGAUGCCGCACGACGCGGCCGGCUACGCUCAGGCCCUCUUCUCCCGCUGGCGCGUGCCGCCCCUUACCCCCUACGCCCCGCAGAUGGCCACGGACUUCUACGCGUUCCUCUCUACUGCGCUGCAGCAGGCGCCCGGUACCUCGGGCCCCGGCGGCAGACCGGGCAAUGGCAAUUUGAUCCCGCCGCAUGUCAAGGGCACCGCUGAGAAGGCGCGGUUCAUCGAGCUGCAGAGGCAGCGCCUCAAGACGGUGAUGGCCGCGCUGGAGAGCGAGAUGGAUACCCUGCAGGCCUCGCAGACGAGUGCCGCCGGAGGCGUUGACACUGCUGCUGCCAGUGCUGACGGUGGCUUGCACAAGAGCUACAGCAUGGGACAUCUUUCCGCCUACGAGGGAGACUUCGAUCAUGUCGACAGGGAGGACGCCGCGGUCCCGCCUAUCAAUCCCGCUGGCGGUUGGUUGUUUGGUUGGGGCACGAAGCCUCAAGAUCAGGAGCAACAGGAGAAGGCGCACUCCGAGUAGAGCUUCGGAAGUGAUGCCUCGUCUGAGGAGCGUGAUGGGGUCGCAGUCGGGGUUGGGAUUUCAUGAUAACAGUGGCAGUGCUAGUGAACUU